AUGUCUCGAAGAAACAAUGCCAGUUUGAGCUUGGAAGCACUUCAGCUGUACCGAAACGCAUUCGCUAAUGUUAAGGCAGUCAUCGUGGAUGAAGUCAGCAUGAUUGGUGCAGACGCACUAAAUAAUGUGCACACUCGUCUCCAAAACAUCACCGGUAAUUACGACGAUCCAUUCGGAGGUUCUGACAUAAUUUUUUGUGGAGACUUACGUCAACUACCGCCAGUGAAUGCACGGCCGGUAUGCAAACCAUGCACAAAUUCUAUGCACGGUGCCGUUUUGUGGCAGUCUCUUGAUUUCUUCCCGUUGGUGAGGGUGAUGCGACAGACCGAUGAGCAAUUUUCUACCGUGCUUACUAAGAUUGGAAAUGGAGAGCAACUAACCGCAAUAGAAAAGGAAACUAUUGAGAGUCGAUUCCGUACUACCGAGUGGUGCAAGCUAAACGUUCCCAGUGCAGUGCGCCUUUUCCACCGAAACGCUGACGUUGAACGAUAUAAUCGCGAAUCGUUAAAUGUGAUGCCCGGAUUGGAUUGUACGGCUGAAGAUGCAUUUGCUGGACACAAUAAAGCUGAACAACUGGCAAGUUCCCGCACCAAGCUGUACAAAAUGAGUGUGGCAGAAACCGGUUGUUUGCCUUACAUGGUACGCCUUGUUUUAGGAAUGCCGUACAUGGUGACCACGAACGUCGAUGUUGAAGACGGGCUUGUAAAUGGUGCGAUUUGGGAGCUAAAAAUGUGGAGCAUGACGAAGAUGAUGCUCAAGAGGAAAUCGUCAAAUUAUGGAUCAAAUUCGACAGUGAUACAAUUGGUGCUGUUUUGA
Molecule: messenger RNA, 816 nt
Organism: Topomyia yanbarensis
Lineage: Eukaryota; Metazoa; Arthropoda; Insecta; Diptera; Culicidae
Product: ATP-dependent DNA helicase PIF1-like
Exons: 1
Coding region: 1-816 (271 amino acids)
Biological process (GO): telomere maintenance; DNA repair
Molecular function (GO): DNA helicase activity
Source: RefSeq, a predicted model, not a curated record